GGAGUUCCGGGCUUCAUAAGGGACAUUGUCGCCUCAUUUUGCUUACACAAGUUGAUCUUUUCUUCACACAACAAGUCAGAGAGCUGACUAUUUACAACCGCCGCAAUGAUUGUGUACCUGUUCCUGUGCAUGCUCUGUACAACUUGCCUGGCAGAAUUACCUUUCCAGGACCAUUACUCUUUCUCCCCAACGGUUGGAAGUGGUAGUGGAACGUCAUUUGCGACACAAGGAAUCGGUAGAAUCACAGCAGUUCGGGUUUGGGAGCUAAAUUCCGCUUACAUCGUUGGACUUCAAUUGCGCUAUGACUAUAUUUGGACGAAUCAAGUUGGCCGAGCAGUUGGCCAACCACUGGAAAUGAUACUGCACCCAGGAGAAAAAAUUGUUCAGGUGUCUGGUAAAUACUUCACCUCCAACUACAUCUAUCAGCUGAUAUUUGUGACCAGCACAGGCCGCAGUUUGAUCAGUGGCCAGCCUACACAGACCUCCUUUAACUUUUACCCCACUUACCCGGAUGCCGAGCUCCGAAUCCUGAGUGGCCGUUACAACGGGGCUGGGAUCACUGGACUGGGAGCUCAUUGGGGAUUGAUCGACCCAAACAGAGUGGUGAACCCAAAUAGCACUUACGCGGGCUAAAGGCAUGCCAGCUUCAUAGUUUAGUCUUGAUGGAUUACAGAAGCUUCCAAAAUAUUUACUUACUCUUCAAUGAACAUAUUACAAUGGAUAUUUGAUACAAAAUGUAUACACUGGAACAAAUCAUUAAAUGAUUCCCCAUGAUUGUCAAGAUCAACCGAAGAAGUGUUAGAUUUAUAAUUUUUGGUAAUGUUGUUGGUCAUGUUUUAUUUACCGUAUAUUACUAUACAUUUUGUCUUAUCAUUAUUAACCUCUUUCACACUGCAUUUUUAUCAACAACAAAAAUUAUUUAUUUAAGGGUAAAUACACUGUAUGUUUGAGCAAUUUAAUUAGCUUAUCAUUUGAUUUUAUACUGGUUUCCUGCACUUCAAAAGCUUUGUUGAUGGUGUCUACGCUCAUAUGUCGCAUGGUUAUACAGGUUUAACUGGAAUAAGCAUUGACCUCUUACAGUAACAGAAAAAAUUAUUCGAAAAGGGAGCAAAAAAAGACAUCAGACCACUGCUCUGCUUUGUUGUCUUUUCAGUCACGGUAGCUGAGGUAGAUAUGCAAAACAAUGGAAAAAGUUAACAAAAGGAAGAAUUUAAUCUGACAGUUGGUGAUGACGAAUUAAGAUGCACUGUACACACACUGUGUAUAAAGCCCUUUAAAAAAAAACAGAAACACCAGCAAAAAUACUCCACUUACAUGUCAUGACCUGCGUAUUAACCAUGUAUCCGCAACAUUGUUAUAAUAAAAGACAACAGAGAUAAACUACUUUUAGCAGCACCUUGAUCACAAAGCGGUAACUAACUUCUGCAGCUAUUGACAUACUGAGCCGGCGAGCUGCUGUGUCAACUCUGGGUUUUUAAAAGUGUGUGCAAAAUUAUAAAUCAUGCCUCUCAAUUGUACAGUAGAAGGUUGUGAUCAUAAGCUGAGAACUUGGCAAACUUGAAAAUCAAUAUAGGCCUGAAGACAUCGCAAGAAAGACUUGAGAAGGCGCUUGUUUUCUCCCACAAUUAUUUUUUUUUUACCUAAAGAGUGAGGAUUAUGAUUAAUUAAUUAUCGCCUCCCUGCUCUAAAGGUUUAUUGUAGAUCAUAAAUCUUACAUUGCAUCUCACCUGGAUAGAAGAAGGCUGAGGACGUAUUUAGACCCGUAGCC
Messenger RNA from Nerophis lumbriciformis (worm pipefish), 1768 nucleotides. Its product is annotated as zymogen granule membrane protein 16-like. Lineage: Eukaryota; Metazoa; Chordata; Actinopteri; Syngnathiformes; Syngnathidae. The record is from RefSeq and is a predicted model, not a curated record.